CAGUGAAGAACCACAGAGGAAGAAUAUGUCCGCCUCUGUCUUCUAUCACGUCCUCACACAGACUUUGAAUAGCUGUGACUGACUGUAACAUCAUCGACUAACUCUCAACCGACCAGAGAAGAUGAGCGGACGCGGCAAGGGAGGAAAAGGACUCGGUAAAGGAGGCGCCAAGCGUCACCGUAAAGUUCUCCGUGAUAACAUCCAGGGCAUCACCAAGCCCGCCAUCCGCCGCCUGGCUCGCCGUGGCGGAGUGAAGCGCAUCUCCGGUCUGAUCUACGAGGAGACCCGCGGUGUGUUGAAGGUUUUCCUGGAGAACGUGAUCCGUGACGCCGUCACCUACACCGAGCACGCCAAGAGGAAGACCGUGACCGCCAUGGACGUGGUGUAUGCUCUGAAGAGGCAGGGCCGCACUCUUGUCGCGGCCCUGCGCUCCACUUUCCUCCUGUUCAGAGAAUCAAGCAGCAACAUGGCGAGGACCAAGCAGACCGCUCGGAAAUCCACUGGAGGCAAAGCUCCCAGGAAGCAGCUGGCCACCAAGGCUGCCCGCAAGAGCGCGCCGGCCACCGGCGGCGUGAAGAAGCCUCACCGCUACAGGCCCGGUACCGUGGCUCUGAGAGAGAUCCGUCGCUACCAGAAGUCCACGGAGCUGCUGAUCCGCAAGCUGCCCUUCCAGCGGCUGGUGCGAGAGAUCGCUCAGGACUUCAAGACCGACCUGCGCUUCCAGAGCUCCGCGGUCAUGGCUCUGCAGGAGGCCAGCGAGGCUUACCUGGUCGGCCUGUUCGAGGACACCAACCUGUGCGCCAUCCACGCCAAGAGGGUCACCAUCAUGCCCAAGGACAUCCAGCUGGCCCGCCGCAUCCGAGGGGAGAGGGCGUAACCUGCUGCUGCUCCACUGACCACAACACCGGCUCUUUUAAGAGCCACUGACUCUGACCUGGAGACAACGGUCCUCUGAUGCUCUCACUCCUUAGGAACUGAUGUGUAGUUCAAUGAUCACAUGAUGAACCAUCGUUAGGUGGUGUGAUUUGCCUACAUAAUGCCUGAAGAUAGAUUCAUUAUAUCGAUUAAACGUCCUAGUGAUUUUUGGGAGACCAUGUUUUUAUUUAAAAUUAAUUAAUACACAUGUAAUAAUUUGCUCAAGUUAAUCCGUGGAAGGAUGGAGUUAAUACAUGUCCUGAGGAAAUAAAAACUGUCAUGCGACCCCCGUAA
Messenger RNA from Scophthalmus maximus (turbot), 1209 nucleotides. Its product is annotated as histone H3-like. Lineage: Eukaryota; Metazoa; Chordata; Actinopteri; Pleuronectiformes; Scophthalmidae. The coding region runs from base 122 to 877 and encodes 251 amino acids. The record is from RefSeq and is a predicted model, not a curated record. The transcript is spliced from 2 exons. Gene Ontology annotation, molecular function: DNA binding; structural constituent of chromatin; protein heterodimerization activity. Gene Ontology annotation, cellular component: nucleosome.